CGGUCUUUAGGAGGCUGUGGACAUGCAGGGAAACCCCAUUUCUUUAAGCAUGUGAUUCUUCAGAACUCGUAAGAGUUGGUCGGGAGGAGAGGAGCAGCAACUUGGAAAGCCAGAAGUCUGCCAAGCUAGUUCAUUUUCGAUGGACUCACAUGGCCAAACCAAACCCUUCCCUUUCCUUGCAAGAUGAAAGAAAGGAGCCAUGACCGAGCCACUGGACAGUCUAGUCAAUGAUUCAGAUUUCCUGGAUUACACAACUGCUUUGGGAAACUGCACCGACGAGCAAAUCUCAUUCAAGAUGCAGUACCUUCCCAUCAUCUAUAGCAUCAUCUUCCUCGUGGGCUUCCCGGGGAACACAGUGGCCAUCUCCAUCUACAUUUUCAAGAUGCGGCCGUGGAGGGGCAGUACGGUCAUCAUGUUGAACCUGGCCUUGACAGACUUGCUGUAUCUGACCAGCCUCCCUUUCCUCAUCCAUUACUAUGCAAGUGGUGAAAACUGGAUCUUUGGAGAUUUCAUGUGCAAGUUCAUCCGCUUCGGCUUCCACUUCAACCUGUACAGCAGCAUUCUCUUCCUCACCUGCUUUAGUCUCUUCCGUUAUGUUGUGAUCAUUCACCCAAUGAGCUGCUUUUCUAUUCAGAAAACUCGCUGGGCAGUGGUAGCUUGUGCUGGGGUGUGGGUCAUUUCUUUGGUAGCUGUCAUGCCCAUGACUUUCCUGAUCACAUCAACCACCCGGACCAAUAGGUCUGCUUGUCUUGACCUCACCAGUUCAGAUGACCUCACUACUAUUAAGUGGUACAAUCUCAUUUUGACAGCCACCACUUUCUGCCUGCCAUUGGUGAUAGUGACACUUUGCUACACAACAAUUAUCAGUACCCUGACCCAUGGACCUCGGACCCACAGCUACUUUAAGCAGAAAGCUCGGAGGCUGACUUUUCUGCUCCUCCUUGUGUUCUAUAUAUGUUUCUUACCCUUCCACAUCUUGAGGGUCAUUCGGAUCGAAUCUCGCCUGCUUUCAAUCAGCUGCUCCAUUGAGAGUCACAUCCAUGAAGCUUACAUUGUUUCUAGACCAUUAGCUGCCCUCAACACCUUUGGCAACCUGCUGUUAUAUGUCGUGGUCAGCAAUAACUUCCAGCAGGCGUUCUGCUCUGUAGUGAGAUGCAAAGCCAGUGGGGACCUUGAACAAGCAAAGAAAGACAGUUGCUCAAACAAUCCUUGAGUAAUGCCAUUUUG
Mus pahari (shrew mouse) is the source of this 1227-nucleotide messenger RNA. It is a transcript of the gene Oxgr1, whose product is annotated as oxoglutarate receptor 1. Gene Ontology annotation, molecular function: G protein-coupled receptor activity. Gene Ontology annotation, biological process: G protein-coupled receptor signaling pathway. Gene Ontology annotation, cellular component: plasma membrane. The transcript has 2 exons. The record is from RefSeq and is a predicted model, not a curated record. The coding region runs from base 200 to 1213 and encodes 337 amino acids. Lineage: Eukaryota; Metazoa; Chordata; Mammalia; Rodentia; Muridae.